CACAUAUAGUCUCUGUCUCUCUCUCUCCCCGAAGAAACAAAUCCUUCAAAUCCAACUCCGAGGCACUCGAAUCCGAUCGUCGACUCCCCUCAAGAAUCCCUAAUGAAGUUCUUCUCGGACCUACGCUCGUGUUACCGCUCCGGUGCCGACGCCGACGCCGUUCCAACCUCGAUGCGGCAGGAGGAAGCGCACGCCCCUCUCUCGGACGGCGGCGGCGGGGUCGGUCUCGCCGGACGGAGGCGCAGGUCGUCCGGCGGGAGGACGAGGGCCGACCCGGGAGGGCACUGGCGUCCGGCGCUCUCGGCCAUCUCGGAGGACCACAACGUCGCCGUCCGGGCGGCGGAAGCGAAGAGCAGAGAGCGCGGCGCGAACUCCGCGAAGAGGCCGUCGCCCCCGAAACGCAGAUCCGCCGCGAAGAGAGCUCAGAGUUUUAGCGACAGGGAAGACUACCGGCCGAACCCAUUAUCGAUGUUCAUGCCAGCUUUCUCGCCAACGCCGUUUAUGAUCUGAGACGUCGAAAGCAAGCGGUGGUUGCACUACAUAUCUACUCAGUCUUUUUCUUUUUUCCUUUAUGGGGUAAUUGGUCACCCAAAGUUUGGAAAUUCGAGUGGUGGAUAGAUUAGAGCAAUGAGCUGUAAAUGGUAGGUCCCUUUCAUAGUACUAGUCAAUUAGAGAUUUGGGGGCAUUGUAUAGUGUUCACAAGUUACUUCCAUUUCCUCUUUUCUGAGGCGUGCAAGAAUGAGCUUAAUCAUAUGCAUUAUCGUCGUCGUCUUCUU
This is a messenger RNA of Rhodamnia argentea, 776 nucleotides long. RefSeq lists its product as uncharacterized. The transcript has 2 exons. Bases 103 to 510 code for a protein of 135 amino acids. The record is from RefSeq and is a predicted model, not a curated record. Lineage: Eukaryota; Viridiplantae; Streptophyta; Magnoliopsida; Myrtales; Myrtaceae.